Molecule: messenger RNA, 1063 nt
Organism: Amborella trichopoda
Lineage: Eukaryota; Viridiplantae; Streptophyta; Magnoliopsida; Amborellales; Amborellaceae
Product: Acyl-CoA N-acyltransferases (NAT) superfamily protein
Cellular component (GO): chloroplast
Molecular function (GO): acyltransferase activity, transferring groups other than amino-acyl groups
Source: RefSeq, a predicted model, not a curated record
GUGAGUGGGGGAAUGUGGGUGGCCAUGGCGGGUCUAUCCUCUUUUCUCUCAGUUUCAGUUUCAGGCGCAAAACAACGGCUAGUUUCUCUCUCUUCUCCUUCUCAUUCUCUCUCUAGAGAAAACAAUAUCUUCAUUAGAGCCAAACCCAAAUACCCAUUUACUGGCACUGUUUCUUUUCAUAUCAAAUUCCUUUCAGGGAGCCUCUGUUCUUGUCCGAUCUCCUCACUUCUCUUCCUUUCUAAGAAUCUCUCUCCAUUGAAGACCCACUAUUUUAAAGUACCCGCUUCGCAGAAAUGCCCUCAAAAAACCACAGGAAGAGACUCUUUGGUCGUCAGAGAAGCAGUCUGCGACGAGGAAUUAUGGGCUGCAGCUUGUCUUCGUGUUCGAACUUUUUAUGAAUGCAAGCAAACUUUUGGAAUUGAGGAUCAUAAAAAGUACUUGGCGGAGAGGGAAUUUGGGGCACUGAAAGAGCGGAUAGCUGGGGAAAGGGUAGGAUUCAAUCGCGUUGCUUGCAUUAAUGCUACCCUUUCAGUAUCACAAUUUUCAAAGCCUGCAGAUGACUUGUGCUCGUCAUGCAAGUUUUCGACAAAUGGAGAGGAUCGAGUUGUGAUUGGGACCUUGGAUCUGAACCAAGCUAUGAGGCUUGCUGAUGAAAUAACAGGGAAGAGGCCAGAGGGCAUUGGAGCUGACUUCGCAAGGGCCUACCUUAGCAAUGUAUGUGUAGCUACAGAGUUACAUAGAAAAGGAGUGGGCUAUGGACUUGUUGCCAAGUCCAAAAAGGUUGCUUUGGAAUGGGGCAUAACUGAUCUUUAUGCUCAUGUUGCUGUGGACAAUGAUGCGGCCAAGAGACUCUAUCACAAAAGUGGUUUCAUAUAUGAGAAUGAUGAACCUGCGUGGCAGGCUAGAUUCCUAGGUAGGCCAAGACGCCUUCUUUUAUGGGCUGACCUGACUAAAACUAACCUUUGAAUGUAUAAAGAGUUGGUAAAUGUAUAUCUUUUUUGGUUGUUUUCUAACCGUAAUAUUGCCUUUAUAUUAGUAAUUGAAAUUGUGUUUUUGCACUCAA